Molecule: messenger RNA, 2277 nt
Organism: Alternaria rosae
Lineage: Eukaryota; Fungi; Ascomycota; Dothideomycetes; Pleosporales; Pleosporaceae
Product: alpha-1,2-mannosidase family protein
Exons: 3
Coding region: 1-2277 (758 amino acids)
Biological process (GO): protein deglycosylation; glycoprotein catabolic process; protein quality control for misfolded or incompletely synthesized proteins
Cellular component (GO): nucleus; cytosol
Molecular function (GO): peptide-N4-(N-acetyl-beta-glucosaminyl)asparagine amidase activity; carbohydrate binding
Source: RefSeq, a predicted model, not a curated record
AUGUCGUUCGCUACGAGAUCGUCUUUUCUUACAGGCAUCUGCACCUUUUCCAUACUGAUCUCAACCGGAUCUGUGCAGGCGCAGCUCGAUUACAGCAAACAUGUCAACGUCUUUCAAGGGACUCAGGGCGGUGGAAAUAGGUUUCCUGGAGUAGUGGCCGCACCCUUCGCCAUGGUCAAGCUUGGACCUGACGUUCAUAACAUGAACACGGACGCGUAUUCUGGCUACCUCCCCGAAGGCAACAUCUUUGGAUUCAGUAUGAUGCAUGAGUCCGGGACAGGAGGAGCGCCAAAAUACGGCGUCAUCAGUCAGAUGCCAGUGGUCGGUGAGGUACCGAACCCCCUUGCAGAUUUGUCCCAACCACGCGCAUCACCAGACCGGGCAAGUCUGGGAUACUACAAGUCUUCGCUGGCAAACGGUAUUACAGUAGAGCUAGGUGCUACCGAGCAUGCUGGGCUUUACUCUUAUUCUUUUCCGAACGGCACAUCGUCAUCUAUUGUAGUCGAUGUUUCGCACGUACUUCCCAGUUUCAGGGGCCUUGGAUGGGAACAACACUACUCGGGUGGUGAAUUCAGUAUUGCAGAAGAUGGGCACUACGAAGGGUCUGGUGUCUACAACAACGGCUGGAAUCUAUCACCAGAUUGGACGAUUUAUUUCUGUGGAAAGUUCAACAAACAGCCUAUACGAUCGAAAACUUUCAACGGAGAUUCUAAUGCAACGAACACCCCGGUAUCAGGAAGUGCCCGUCUCGGUGGAGUUUUCACAUUUACCGAACCGGAAGUGACAUCCCGAGUUGGCAUCUCCUUCCUCUCUACCUCACAGGCUUGCUCGAACAUGGAAGAAAUCACCGAAGACGCCUCACUCGCCACCCUCGUAUCCGCCGCAAAAACAAGAUGGAACACUGAAAUCUUCAGCAAAAUCCAAACCUCCUCCUUCAACACCGACGACCUAUCCCUCAUCUACAGCACCCUCUACGGCGCCUUCCUCAUCCCCUCGAACCGGACCGGCGAAAACCCAUCCUGGACGUCCACCGAACCCUACUAUGACGACAUCUUCACCUUCUGGGACACGCACCGCUGCCACACCUCUCUCUUCCACAUCCUGCAACCCAUCGCCUACGAAGAGUUCCUCCGCUCUUUAAUCGAUAUCUGGCGCCACGACAGCUUCCUACCCGACGCACGCUCUUCAAACUACAACGGGCGCGUACAAGGCGGCUCAAACGCCGACAAUGUCCUCGCAGACGCGUACGUCAAAGGCGUCCGAGGCGCUAUAAACUGGGAUGACGGGUUCGCCGCUAUGCGCACCGACGCUGAAGUCGUCCCGCCCAACAACUUCGACCCUCAAGCCCCUGAUUCCUCGACUAAGGAAGGACGAGGCGCACUCCCGGAUUGGCUCGAGUACGGAUAUAUAACACCGCGUUUCACCCGCGCCGUUACCCGCGCAGUGGAAUACUCAACCAACGACUUUGGUCUGCACGUCGUCGCCGCGGGUCUGGGUAAAACAUCCGAAGCAGAAACAUAUCUAAACCGCUCCCGCAACUGGCGUAACCAAUGGGACCCCUCUGCCUCUUCCAACAACCACACAGGCUUCCUCGUCCCCCGCCUCGCAAACGGCACUUUCAUACAACAAGACCCCGCCGACUGCGGCGGCUGCUACUGGCCCGACGCGUACUAUGAAGACAACAGUUGGAUCUACAGUAUGAACGCCAUCCACGAUGUCGCCGAGUUGAUAAGGAGGAUUGGUGGCGACGAAAAGUUUGUAGAUCGUUUGAACAAGAUAUUCGAUUUGGGGUUUUUUGAUGCCGGGAACGAACCUAGUUUCACCACGCCGUAUCUUUAUAACUUCGUCAGGGGAGAGCAGUGGAGGAGUGUGGAGAGGAGUCGGGGCGUUUCCGAUUUGUAUAAUGCGGGGGUUAUGGGGUUGCCUGGGAAUUCGGAUGCGGGGGCCAUGGAGGCGAAUUUGCUCUGGCAGAUGAUCGGUCUUUAUCCAGUGACGGGCCAGACUACUUUUCUGGUUCUGUCUCCUUGGUUUUCAGAGCUUACGCUUGAUCUUGGGAACGGGAAAAAGCUUAUUGUUACUACUGCUUUCAGUGAUGGCGGCGAUAGGAACACCGCGCCGUACGUACAGAGUCUGAAGGUCAAUGGUGAGGCGUGGGACAAAGCAUGGGUGGCCUGGGAAGACGUGUUCGAGAACGGAGGAACGAUGGAGUAUGUGAUGGGAAGAAGUCCAACUCACUGGGCAACAGGAGAUCUACCACCUAGUCCAGCAUCGAUAUAG